GUUGAUAGUUUGAGCAGACAGUCAGUGUAUAAACACUAUGGACACCGCAGUGACGCAUGUAGAAACAGUAUUGUCCAUGGAACAGUUUCAUGUCUCUGAAGACUGUGGGUUUAUUCUUCCUGAGCCACUGACAGACCUACCAGAGUACUUCAAACCCUGGAUGGACAUUGCUAAAAAUGUCCCUGAACUCAUCUCAUCCCAUUCCUUGCGGCUCAGAGUUCAUAACAUGCCUUUGCUGGAGACUCAUCUGUUGCAGAGUCACCGUGAGCUGCGUUUGGCUCAUCUCGCUUUGAGUACAUUGACUAUGGGUUACGUAUGGCAGGAGGGAGAGAGAGAAACCAUAAAAGUCCUUCCACGAAAUUUGGCUGUGCCAUUAUGGGAUGUGUCCCAGAGACUGGGUCUACCCCCAAUUCUCUCCCACGCUGAUACAGUUCUUGCCAACUGGAAGAAAACAAACCCUGAUGGACCCUUUGCUAUGGACAAUUUGGAGUUGUUAAUAACAUUGCCUGGAGGCGAGACCGUGCAAGGCUUUUUUCUGGUUACACUCCUUGUGGAGUUGGCAGCUGUCCCCGGCCUAAAGGCAAUUCCUGAAGUCAUCAGCGGUGUCCAUUAUAAUAAUGUUGCUAUGGUCACCAAAGCUCUGAAUGUUGUAGGUCAGGCCAUAGACAGCAUGAAGCAUGCCCUUAAACUAAUGCACGAUUAUGUAGAUCCCUCCAUAUUCUAUGGCAUUUUGAGGAUCUAUCUCUCUGGAUGGAAAGAUAACUCUUCGAUGGCAGAAGGUCUAGUGUAUGAAGGAGUUCAGAAGAAGGCAAUGGAGUAUUCGGGGGGAAGUGCGGCCCAGAGCAGCACCCUGCACUGCUUUGAUGAAUUGAUGGGAGUCAAACAUGAAGGUGACAGUGGGGCUUUCCUGAAGAGAAUGAGGGACUACAUGCCCCCCUCUCACAAGCAUUUCAUUGAGAACAUCUCUAGUCGUCCAUCCCUGCGCAACUUUGUGCUCCAGCAAGUGGAUGAACACCUAACACACGCAUUUGAGCAGUGUUUAUCUCGGCUGGUGGACUUUAGGAAUUAUCACAUCAAUAUUGUUACUCGUUACGUCACGAUACCAGCCUCUCGUGCCAAACAGCUCCGCGUUAGCGGGCAAGAAUCGGCCAAAGAGCUCGGUACAAUUGGGAAAGCUCCCACAGCCCUGGAAGAAAGAGGCACUGGAGGUUCAGGGAUUAUGAGCUUUUUGAAGACAGUACGAGAUAACACCAAAGAUGGUUUAUUUUACAGUUUAUAACAUUGUGAAUUAUCACAAUGUUAUAAUUCACACUGCCACAACAAAAACAAGCUGUGUUGUUGAUUAUGUGGGUGUGUGGUUAAUUGUGUUGAUUUGCUUGAAUGAUUUUUCAAAUUGCGCUUAUUGAUAUCUGUUGUGACAUUGAAUAUUAAACAAAUAGUUUAAUAAUUUAACCAUCCUCAUGCCAAUAUGUGUAUGACUAUCCUGGUACUUCCUAUCAUUGUAAUGACACUGAAAGGCCAAGUACCAAGUACCUUAAAAAAUAUGUUGGUAAGAGAAAACAAUUCCAUUUAUGAUGUUUUUCGUCACAGUGGCUCAAUACAAAAUCUGAAGUUACCUUCUUGAGCUGUCUGUUAGCCCCAUUAUCAGUUUACAUUUAUAUGCAAUGUCACCUACCGUCACCAAAUAAGCUCAUAAUAUUUAUUGUUUUCUCUCACAAUUUCACCUAAGGGUCAAUAAAUUAUGGAGUCAUUUUCAUUUUAGGGUGAACUAUAACUUUAAUAGGGCAACCUAACAAAAUGUUAUAAAGUCAGUUUACGAAAGUUGUGCAACUCAGCAGCCGUGUUUGCAAAGCCUCUGGGCAGCUAUUCGUCGUAGCAUGUCCACAGUCUUAUCUAUAUGAAUGUGGGAAGGCAGAUAUUUCUAGAAUCAUUGGCAAAAAUCACAAUUAAACAGCAUGACAUGAACUGUAUCACAAGAGCCCCGGCCCACAGAAUCGUCAGUCUUUAUUGAUUGCCGAUUGGCUCGUUUUACUGGAAGUCGGGACUUCCUUCUCAAGUGGCCUUCUCUAUUGAGCGUUGCAUUCCUCGCCAUUCAUUGUUACGGCAGUGGCGCAUCUUGUAUAUAUUAUUAUUGGUCAUAUUAAACGCCGUAAAGUCACAAUGAGUAUUGAUUAAAAAUGUAUUUUAUAAAAUAAAGAAAAAAAUAAUUUAUUUUA
Triplophysa dalaica is the source of this 2216-nucleotide messenger RNA. RefSeq names its product indoleamine 2,3-dioxygenase 2-like. Bases 38 to 1279 code for a protein of 413 amino acids. NCBI's taxonomy places the organism in Eukaryota, Metazoa, Chordata, Actinopteri, Cypriniformes, Nemacheilidae. The record is from RefSeq and is a predicted model, not a curated record. The transcript is spliced from 10 exons. Gene Ontology annotation, biological process: 'de novo' NAD+ biosynthetic process from L-tryptophan. Gene Ontology annotation, molecular function: metal ion binding; L-tryptophan 2,3-dioxygenase activity; heme binding. Gene Ontology annotation, cellular component: cytoplasm.